ACAUAUAAUCCCCACAACCAAAAACCCUAGUAUUGGGCCGCCACUAACCUUCACCUUCCCAAAAUGACAACCCGCUUCAAGAAAAACCGGAAGAAGCGCGGCCACGUGAGCGCCGGUCACGGCCGUAUCGGGAAGCACCGCAAACACCCGGGAGGUCGGGGAAAUGCAGGAGGCAUGCACCACCACAGGAUCCUGUUCGACAAGUACCACCCUGGGUAUUUCGGGAAAGUGGGUAUGAGGUACUUCCACAAGCUACGCAACAAGUUCUACUGCCCCAUCGUCAACAUCGACAAGCUCUGGUCUCUCGUCCCGCAAGAGGUGAAAACCAAAGCCAACAAGGAUGCGGCUCCGAUGAUCGACGUGACUCAGUUCGGAUACUUUAAAGUCCUCGGGAAAGGUGUUUUGCCGGAGAACCAACCGAUGGUCGUCAAGGCUAAGUUGGUGUCGAAAACUGCUGAGAAGAAAAUAAAGGAAGCUGGUGGCGCCGUUGUUCUGACCGCUUAGGUUAGGGUUCUUCGUUAAUUUUCAUUUGGAUUUGAAUGACAUUUCUUUGACAUUAAUGUCGUUGAUUUUGGGUUCACUCUAUAUAUAUGUUCUCUAUGCUUGUUUCGACUUAUAUAUUCAACAUUGCUUUUUGCAUUUCUAAGUAAAAAUACGUAAAUAAAAA
Molecule: messenger RNA, 667 nt
Organism: Gossypium arboreum
Lineage: Eukaryota; Viridiplantae; Streptophyta; Magnoliopsida; Malvales; Malvaceae
Product: 60S ribosomal protein L27a-3-like
Exons: 1
Coding region: 64-504 (146 amino acids)
Biological process (GO): translation
Cellular component (GO): cytosolic large ribosomal subunit; ribosome
Molecular function (GO): structural constituent of ribosome
Source: RefSeq, a predicted model, not a curated record